Vicugna pacos (alpaca) is the source of this 12223-nucleotide messenger RNA. Lineage: Eukaryota; Metazoa; Chordata; Mammalia; Artiodactyla; Camelidae. The record is from RefSeq and is a predicted model, not a curated record.
UGAAAUUUGGAGCUUGAGAUAAAAAUAUAGGUAACUGUUGUUGAUAAAAUUUUCCUAAAAUCUCAUGAUUUUCAAUGAGAGAUAGAGUUCUUUUUAGUCAUUUUAAAAGUGUAAGCUGACUUUUUUUUCCCCUCAGCUCCCGAUAAAAACAGGACAACAGAACACACAUACCAAAGUCAGUACCGAACACAACAAGGAAUGUCUUAUCAAUAUUUCCAAAUAUAAGUUUUCUUUGGUUAUAAGCGGCCUCACCACUAUCUUAAAGAAUGUUAACAAUAUGAGAAUAUUUGGAGAAGCUGCUGAAAAAAAUUUAUAUCUCUCUCAGUUGAUUAUAUUGGAUACACUGGAAAAAUGUCUUGCUGGGCAACCAAAGGACACAAUGAGGUUAGAUGAAACAAUGCUGGUCAAACAGUUGCUGCCAGAAAUCUGCCAUUUUCUUCACACCUGUCGUGAAGGAAACCAACAUGCAGCUGAACUUCGGAAUUCUGCCUCUGGGGUUUUAUUUUCUCUCAGUUGUAACAACUUCAAUGCAGUCUUCAGUCGCAUUUCUACCAGGUUACAGGAAUUAACUGUUUGUUCAGAAGACAAUGUUGAUGUUCAUGAUAUAGAAUUGUUACAGUAUAUCAAUGUGGAUUGUGCAAAAUUAAAACGACUCCUGAAGGAAACAGCAUUUAAAUUUAAAGCCCUAAAGAAGGUUGCACAGUUAGCAGUUAUAAAUAGCCUGGAAAAAGCAUUUUGGAACUGGGUAGAAAAUUAUCCAGAUGAAUUUACAAAGCUAUACCAGAUUCCACAGACUGAUAUGGCUGAGUGUGCAGAAAAACUGUUUGACUUGGUAGAUGGUUUUGCUGAAAGCACCAAACGUAAAGCAGCAGUUUGGCCACUACAGAUCAUUCUCCUUAUCUUGUGUCCAGAAAUAAUCCAGGAUAUAUCCAAGGAUGUGGUUGAUGAAAACAACAUGAAUAAGAAGUUGUUUCUGGACAGUCUACGAAAAGCACUCGCUGGCCAUGGAGGAAGCAGGCAGCUGACUGAAAGUGCUGCCAUCGCCUGUGUCAAACUGUGUAAAGCGAGUACUUACAUCAAUUGGGAAGAUAAUUCUGUUAUUUUCCUACUAGUUCAGUCCAUGGUGGUUGAUCUUAAGAACCUGCUUUUUAAUCCAAGUAAACCAUUCUCAAGAGGCAGUCAGCCUGCAGAUGUGGAUCUCAUGAUUGACUGUCUAGUUUCUUGCUUUCGUAUAAGCCCUCACAACAACCAACACUUCAAGAUCUGUCUGGCUCAGAAUUCCCCUUCUACAUUUCACUAUGUGCUGGUAAAUUCACUCCAUCGAAUCAUCACCAAUAGCACUUUCAAGCAUGGACUUGGCACUGCUUCUGCACUGGAUUGGUGGCCUAAGAUUGAUGCUGUAUAUUGUCACUCAGUUGAACUUCGGAAUAUGUUUGGUGAAACACUUCAUAAAGCAGUCCAGGGUUGUGGAGCACACCCAGCGAUACGAAUGGCACCGAGUCUUACAUUUAAAGAAAAAGUGACAAGCCUUAAAUUUAAAGAAAAACCUACAGACCUAGAGACAAGAAGCUAUAAAUAUCUUCUCUUGUCCAUGGUGAAACUAAUUCAUGCAGAUCCGAAGCUCUUGCUUUGUAAUCCAAGAAAACAGGGGCCUGAAACCCAAGGCAGUACUGCAGAAUUAAUUACAGGGCUUGUGCAACUAGUCCCUCAGUCACAUAUGCCAGAGAUUGCUCAGGAAGCAAUGGAGGCUCUGCUGGUUCUUCAUCAGUUAGAUAGCAUUGAUUUGUGGAAUCCUGAUGCUCCUGUAGAAACAUUUUGGGAAAUUAGCUCACAAAUGCUUUUUUACAUCUGCAAGAAAUUAACUAGCCAUCAAAUGCUUAGUAGCACAGAAAUUCUGAAAUGGUUGCGGGAAAUCUUGAUCUGCAGGAAUAAAUUUCUUCUUAAAAAUAAGCAGGCAGAUAGAAGUUCCUGUCACUUUCUCUUCCUUUAUGGAGUAGGAUGUGAUGUUCCUUCAAGUGGAAAUACCAGUCAGAUGUCCAUGGAUCAUGAAGAGUUACUACGUACUUGUACUCCUGGAACCUCUCUCCGGAAAGGGAAAGGAAACUCAUCCAUGGAUAGUGCAGCAGGGUGCAGUGGAACCCCACCAAUAUGCCGACAAGCCCAGACCAAACUAGAGGUGGCCCUGUACAUGUUUCUGUGGAGCCCUGACACUGAAGCUGUUCUGGUUGCCAUGUCCUGUUUUCGUCACCUCUGUGAGGAAGCGGAUAUCCGGUGUGGGGUGGAUGAAGUAUCAGUGCACAACUUCUUGCCCAACUAUAACACAUUCAUGGAAUUUGCCUCUGUCAGCAAUAUGAUGUCAACAGGAAGAGCAGCACUUCAGAAAAGAGUGAUGGCACUACUACGGCGAAUUGAGCAUCCCACUGCGGGAAACACGGAGGCUUGGGAAGAUACACAUGCAAAGUGGGAACAAGCUACAAAACUAAUCCUCAACUACCCAAAAGCCAAAAUGGAAGAUGGCCAGGCUGCUGAAAGCCUUCACAAGACCAUUGUUAAGAGGCGAAUGUCUCAUGUGAGUGGAGGAGGAUCCAUAGAUUUGUCUGACACAGACUCCCUGCAAGAAUGGAUCAACAUGACUGGCUUCCUUUGUGCCCUUGGGGGAGUGUGCCUGCAGCAGAGAAGCAAUUCUGGCCUGGCAACCUAUAGCCCACCCAUGGGCCCAGUCAGUGAACGCAAGGGUUCCAUGAUUUCAGUGAUGUCCUCAGAGGGAAACGCAGAUACACCUGUCAGCAAAUUUAUGGAUCGGCUGCUAUCCUUAAUGGUCUGUAACCAUGAGAAAGUGGGACUUCAGAUACGGACUAAUGUUAAGGAUCUGGUGGGUCUAGAACUGAGUCCUGCUCUUUAUCCAAUGCUCUUCAAUAAGUUGAAGAAUACCAUCAGCAAGUUUUUUGACUCCCAAGGACAGGUUUUAUUGACUGACACCAAUACUCAAUUUGUGGAGCAAACCAUAGCUAUAAUGAAGAACUUACUAGAUAAUCAUACUGAAGGCAGCUCUGAACAUCUGGGGCAAGCUAGCAUUGAAACAAUGAUGUUAAAUCUGGUCAGGUAUGUUCGUGUGCUUGGGAAUAUGGUCCAUGCAAUUCAAAUAAAAACGAAACUGUGUCAGUUAGUUGAGGUAAUGAUGGCAAGGAGAGACGACCUCUCAUUUUGUCAAGAGAUGAAAUUUAGGAAUAAGAUGGUAGAAUACCUGACAGACUGGGUUAUGGGAACAUCAAACCAAGCGGCAGAUGACGAUGUGAAAUGUCUUACGAGAGAUUUGGACCAGGCAAGCAUGGAAGCAGUAGUUUCACUCCUGGCUGGUCUUCCGCUGCAGCCUGAGGAAGGAGAUGGUGUGGAACUGAUGGAAGCCAAAUCACAGUUAUUUCUUAAGUAUUUCACAUUGUUUAUGAACCUUUUGAAUGACUGUAGUGAAGUUGAAGAUGAAAACGCACAAACAGGUGGCAGGAAACGUGGCAUGUCUCGGAGGCUGGCAUCACUGAGGCACUGUACAGUCCUGGCAAUGUCAAACUUGCUCAAUGCUAACGUGGACAGUGGCCUCAUGCACUCCAUAGGUUUAGGUUAUCACAAAGAUCUGCAGACAAGAGCUACGUUUAUGGAAGUGCUGACAAAAAUCCUCCAACAAGGCACAGAAUUUGACACACUUGCAGAGACGGUGUUGGCAGAUCGUUUUGAGAGACUGGUGGAGUUGGUCACGAUGAUGGGUGAUCAGGGAGAGCUCCCUAUAGCUAUGGCUCUAGCCAAUGUGGUCCCUUGUUCUCAGUGGGAUGAACUAGCUCGAGUUCUAGUGACUCUGUUUGACUCUCGGCAUUUACUCUACCAACUGCUCUGGAACAUGUUUUCUAAGGAAGUAGAAUUGGCAGACUCUAUGCAGACUCUUUUCCGAGGCAACAGCUUAGCCAGUAAAAUAAUGACCUUCUGUUUCAAGGUAUAUGGUGCUACCUACCUACAAAAACUCCUGGAUCCUUUAUUACGCAUUGUGAUCACAUCUUCUGAUUGGCAACAUGUUAGCUUUGAAGUGGAUCCUACCAGGUUGGAACAGUCAGAGAGCCUUGAGGAAAACCAGCGAAACCUCCUUCAGAUGACUGAAAAGUUCUUCCAUGCCAUCAUCAGUUCCUCCUCCGAAUUCCCCCCUCAGCUACGAAGCGUUUGCCACUGUUUGUACCAGGCAACUUGCCACUCCCUACUGAAUAAAGCUACAGUAAAAGAAAAAAAGGAAAACAAAAAAUCAGUGGUUAGCCAGCGUUUCCCUCAGAACAGCAUCGGUGCAGUAGGAAGUGCCAUGUUCCUCAGAUUUAUCAAUCCUGCCAUUGUCUCACCAUAUGAAGCAGGGAUUUUAGAUAAAAAGCCACCACCUAGAAUCGAAAGGGGCUUGAAGUUAAUGUCAAAGAUACUUCAGAGUAUUGCCAAUCAUGUUCUUUUCACAAAAGAAGAGCAUAUGCGGCCUUUUAAUGAUUUUGUGAAAAGCAACUUUGAUGCAGCACGAAGGUUUUUUCUUGAUAUAGCAUCUGAUUGCCCUACAAGUGAUGCAGUAAAUCACAGUCUUUCCUUCAUCAGUGAUGGCAAUGUGCUUGCUUUACAUCGUCUACUCUGGAACAAUCAGGAGAAAAUUGGCCAGUAUCUUUCCAGCAACAGGGAUCACAAAGCUGUUGGAAGACGACCUUUUGAUAAGAUGGCAACACUUCUCGCAUACCUGGGUCCUCCAGAGCACAAACCUGUGGCAGAUACACACUGGUCCAGCCUUAACCUUACCAGUUCAAAGUUUGAGGAAUUUAUGACUAGGCAUCAAGUACAUGAAAAAGAAGAAUUCAAGGCUUUGAAAACAUUAAGUAUUUUCUACCAAGCUGGGACUUCCAAAGCUGGGAAUCCUAUAUUUUAUUAUGUUGCACGGAGGUUCAAAACUGGUCAAAUCAAUGGUGAUUUGCUGAUAUACCAUGUCUUGCUGACUUUAAAGCCAUAUUAUGCAAAGCCAUAUGAAAUUGUAGUGGACCUUACCCAUACUGGGCCUAGCAAUCGCUUUAAAACAGACUUUCUCUCCAAGUGGUUUGUUGUUUUUCCUGGCUUUGCUUACGACAAUGUCUGUGCAGUUUAUAUCUAUAACUGUAACUCCUGGGUCAGGGAGUAUACCAAGUACCAUGAGCGGCUGCUGACUGGCCUCAAAGGCAGCAAAAGGCUCAUUUUCAUAGACUGUCCUGGGAAACUGGCUGAGCACAUUGAGCAUGAACAACAGAAACUACCUGCUGCCACGUUGGCUUUAGAAGAGGAUCUGAAGGUAUUCCACAAUGCUCUCAAGCUAGCUCACAAAGACACCAAAGUUUCUAUUAAAGUUGGUUCUACCGCUGUUCAAGUAACCUCAGCUGAGCGAACAAAAGUCCUGGGGCAAUCAGUCUUUCUAAAUGAUAUCUAUUAUGCUUCGGAAAUUGAAGAGAUCUGCCUAGUGGAUGAGAACCAGUUCACCUUAACUAUUGCAAACCAGGGCACACCACUCACCUUCAUGCACCAGGAGUGCGAAGCCAUUGUUCAGUCUAUCAUUCACAUCCGGACACGCUGGGAGCUGUCACAACCUGACUCCAUCCCCCAGCAUACCAAGAUUCGGCCAAAAGAUGUCCCUGGGACCCUACUCAAUAUUGCAUUACUUAAUUUAGGCAGUUCAGACCCUAGUUUGCGGUCAGCUGCCUAUAAUCUUCUGUGUGCCUUAACUUGUACCUUUAAUUUAAAAAUCGAGGGCCAGUUACUAGAGACAUCAGGUUUAUGUAUCCCUGCCAACAACACCCUCUUUAUUGUCUCUAUUAGUAAGACGCUGGCAGCCAAUGAGCCACACCUCACCUUAGAAUUUUUGGAAGAGUGUAUUUCUGGGUUUAGCAAAUCCAGUAUUGAAUUGAAACAUCUUUGUUUGGAAUACAUGACUCCAUGGCUGUCGAAUCUAGUACGCUUUUGUAAGCACAAUGAUGAUGCCAAACGACAAAGGGUUACCGCGAUUCUUGAUAAACUGAUAACAAUGACCAUAAACGAGAAACAGAUGUAUCCAUCUAUUCAAGCAAAAAUAUGGGGGAGCCUUGGGCAGAUUACAGACCUCCUUGAUGUUGUACUGGACAGUUUCAUCAAAACUAGUGCAACAGGUGGCUUGGGAUCCAUAAAAGCUGAGGUGAUGGCAGAUACUGCUGUAGCUUUGGCUUCUGGAAAUGUGAAACUGGUUUCAAGCAAGGUUAUUGGAAGGAUGUGCAAAAUAAUUGACAAGACGUGCUUAUCUCCAACGCCGACUUUAGAACAGCAUCUUAUGUGGGACGAUAUCGCCAUUCUAGCACGCUACAUGCUCAUGCUGUCCUUCAACAACUCCCUUGAUGUAGCAGCUCACCUCCCCUACCUCUUCCAUGUUGUUACUUUCUUAGUAGCCACAGGGCCACUCUCCCUUAGAGCUUCCACGCAUGGAUUGGUCAUUAAUAUCAUUCACUCUCUGUGUACUUGUUCACAGCUUCAUUUUAGUGAAGAAACCAAGCAAGUUUUGAGACUCAGUCUGACAGAGUUCUCAUUACCCAAAUUUUACCUGCUGUUUGGCAUUAGCAAAGUCAAGUCAGCUGCUGUCAUUGCCUUUCGCUCCAGUUACCGGGACAGGUCAUUCUCUCCUGGCUCCUAUGAGAGGGAGACUUUUGCUUUGACAUCCUUGGAAACAGUCACUGAAGCUUUGCUGGAGAUCAUGGAGGCAUGUAUGAGAGAUAUUCCAACAUGCAAGUGGCUGGACCAGUGGACAGAACUAGCUCAAAGAUUUGCAUUCCAGUAUAAUCCAUCCCUGCAACCAAGAGCUCUAGUUGUCUUUGGCUGUAUUAGCAAACGAGUGUCUCAUGGGCAGAUAAAGCAGAUUAUCCGAAUUCUUAGCAAGGCGCUUGAGAGUUGCUUAAAAGGACCUGAUACUUACAACAGUCAAGUUCUGAUAGAAGCUACAGUAAUAGCACUAACCAAAUUACAACCACUUCUUAAUAAGGACUCCCCUCUGCACAAAGCCCUCUUUUGGGUAGCUGUGGCCGUGCUGCAGCUCGAUGAGGUCAACUUGUAUUCAGCAGGCACCGCACUUCUGGAACAAAACCUGCACACCUUGGACAGUCUCCGGAUAUUCAAUGACAAGAGUCCAGAGGAAGUAUUUAUGGCAAUCCGGAAUCCUCUAGAAUGGCACUGCAAGCAAAUGGAUCAUUUUGUUGGACUCAAUUUCAACUCUAACUUUAACUUCGCACUGGUUGGACACCUCUUAAAAGGAUACAGGCAUCCUUCACCUGCGAUUGUUGCAAGAACAGUCAGAAUUUUGCAUACACUACUAACUCUGGUUAAUAAACAUAGAAAUUGUGACAAAUUUGAGGUGAAUACACAGAGCGUGGCUUACUUGGCAGCUUUACUCACAGUGUCUGAGGAGGUUCGAAGUCGCUGUAGCCUAAAACAUAGAAAGUCUCUUCUUCUUACUGAUAUUUCAAUGGAAAAUGUUUCUAUGGAUACAUAUCCCAUUCACCAUGGCGACCCUAGCUAUAGGACACUAAAGGAGAAUCAGCCAUGGUCCUCUCCCAAAGGUUCUGAAGGGUACCUUGCCGCCGCCUAUCCAACUGCAGGCCAGACCAGUCCCCGAGCCCGGAAAUCCAUGAGCUUGGACAUGGGGCAGCCUUCUCAAGCCAACACGAAGAAGUUGCUUGGAACAAGGAAAAGUUUUGAUCACUUGAUAUCAGACACAAAGGCUCCUAAAAGGCAAGAAAUGGAAUCAGGGAUCACAACACCCCCCAAAAUGAGGAGAGUAGCAGAAACUGAUUAUGAAAUGGAAACUCAAAGGAUUUCCUCAUCACAACAACACCCACAUUUACGUAAAGUUUCAGUGUCUGAAUCAAAUGUUCUCUUAGACGAAGAAGUACUUACUGAUCCAAAAAUCCAAGCACUUCUUCUUACUGUUCUGGCUACUCUGGUGAAAUAUACCACAGAUGAGUUUGAUCAGCGAAUUCUUUAUGAAUACUUAGCAGAAGCCAGUGUUGUUUUCCCAAAAGUUUUUCCUGUUGUGCACAAUUUGUUGGACUCUAAGAUCAACACCCUCUUGUCAUUGUGCCAAGAUCCGAAUUUGUUAAAUCCGAUCCAUGGAAUUGUGCAGAGUGUGGUGUACCAUGAAGAAUCCCCACCACAAUACCAGACGUCUUACCUGCAAAGUUUUGGUUUUAAUGGCCUGUGGCGAUUUGCAGGACCCUUUUCAAAGCAAACACAAAUCCCUGACUAUGCUGAGCUUAUUGUUAAGUUUCUUGAUGCCUUGAUUGACACGUAUUUGCCUGGAAUUGAUGAAGAAACCAGUGAGGAGUCCCUCCUGACACCCACAUCUCCUUAUCCUCCUGCAGUGCAGAGCCAGCUUAGUAUUACUGCUAACCUUAACCUUUCUAAUUCCAUGACCUCACUUGCAACUUCCCAGCAUUCCCCAGAAUAUACUCGGUGUAUAAACACCAGUAAGGAUAUGUGGCUAGAAGCUGACCUCUGCUGGAAGUUUCUGGAAUCGACAAGGAGAACGUUGAACUCUCCCCCACCACUGGCCACUGUAACAGUGGACGAACUCGCCAUGGAUCCGCAAGCCAGGUGCAGAAGCAAAGAAGCGCUGGCAGUUUCAAACGUAAUAGCAUUAAGAAGAUCGUGUGAAGCUUUCUUUCUUUCCUUUUUCAAACAGACUUAACUUACACGGGCUCCUCACUAGUGACCCCUCACCACCGUGCUGUGAUGCCGCACUCCAUGCUUUAUAACCAGCCCGUCCAGUCUGCCGUGUCGCCAGAUGCUCAGCUCUUGGAAGCAUUGCCUAAAUUUAAUGCUGCUUUUUUUCUUUAACUUUUUUUUCCUUCUACUUUUGGUGUGUCUGAUGUAAGCAAGUGUUCAGAACAACUGCAGAGAAAGUGGGAGGUCAGGACACUUGAACUGAGAACAUCCCAAUUGUGAGAGAGGAUGAAUUCUUGAAUACUGCUACUACUGCAGUGCCAGCUAUGAAAGCCAUUUGCACAGAGCUCUGCCUUCUAUGUUUUCCCCUUCUUCAUCAUACAAAGUAAAGUGUUAGUCUUAUUUACACACUUUUCAAGAUAGAAGUCUAUGGGAGAAAUAAUAUUAUAACCCCAGUAUGUUUAAUCUGACUUUUAGCUGUGGACUUUUUUUUUAACCUUAACAAAACUGAAGGAACCACAGAGGUCAAGCCUCAGUGACUUCACACCAUAAAGCCACAGGCAAGGUACUUUGAGGGCGGGGGUGGGGGGGUUGGAGGUAUUUAGUAUUUUGUAGUGGGUUCUUAAGAAAUACUAACACUUGAGUAUUAGCAAUAAUUACAGGAAAAUAAAUGUAACCACAUAUAUCUUAACAUUACCGAAUUAAAAGCGAUGAGUUCUGAGGCCUUAUCCAAACUCAGUCAUCCAAACUAGUUUAUAUUUUUCUCCAGUUGAUUAUCUUAUAAUCUUUAAAUAUGCUAAAAUUUGUUUUUUGUUUUUGUAAGCCAAAACUAUACUAAGUAUAGUAAUUAUACAUUUUCCCCCUCCUCCUCUUCUUUCCUAAAUAAUUCUGAUCAGGGUAAUCAGUGAACAAAGUGUUGAAAAUUGUUCCUCGAAGGUAGUUUUCGUAGAUGGUUGCAUUAGCUCCAUAGCAAAAUGGAAUGGUACGUGACUAUUAGAAUAGCUGAUGCUUUUAUUUUGUUUAAUGAUUUUCCCAGAGAGUAUGGUGUAUAUUAUCAAAAUUUUUCAAUAAGAUAUAUUUUAAAUGUCUUGUAAUCUUUCCCCUCCCCUCCAAAAAAAAUCAGGAAUUUCUUUAGCAAAACAUUUGAAUUCUAUAUGAUAGAAUUGCAUUUAAUCACUGUGAAAUGACUGGUCAGCCUGCAUUAGUGUGACAAUAGGGGGACCUUAAGAGUUGCUGCUAUACUGAAUGGUAUGGAUUAUCUUGGCAUUGGAAUUUCCAUAGUAAUGCAGAUCGAAUUUCUUUGUGGUACCUGCAGUGUGCAAAAUAAUUUGACUUCAGCGAAUAUAUUAGUAUCUGGAUGUUCCAAUUUAGGACUAAACCAUAUUUAUUACAAGAAGAUAUUAUCCUCCUAUCCCCAGGUUGCCUUUCUAUGUUAAGAUGUAAUGGCUUUGGGAGGGGAGAAGAAACCUAGGGGAGGGGGGUUUCCUGUAGUGCUAUCUCAUGAGUGGAUUGCAGUAAAUUAAGUUCCACAGCUAAAUCAAUAAAUAAUGGUACAUUUAAGUGUUCUGAUUUUAAUAAUAUAACACAUUUCACAUUUAUCCAACACAAUAACAAUGUAAUAUGUUAAUGUAAAUAAAAUUGCUUUUGAUAUUCAGAAAUAACAGGAAUUUAAUUCUUUUAAUUUGUUUACAGUCCUGGGAAAAGAACCAUUUGCCAAAAUAAAAAGAAAAAAACCUUAGUAUUAAUAGUUAUUUUGACAUUAAAUUGUUGGAAAAUAUUGAAGACAGGUGCAAAUAACUAAACUUUUGUUUUUAACUUUUGUAGAGGCUGCAUUAGAAUUGAAUGUUUAUAAUAUCAGAGCAACUGAGACGAUAAGGAAGCUAAGACUAGAGCUUAGUUUAGAAACAGAUCAUUAACAGCCCCAGUGCCAAGGAUGCCAAGCUGCCGGUAAGGUCCCAGUUCCCCCACAACCCAGUGUUUCUGGAGUGGGUAUCACAACUUCCUGGCUCCAGGAGUAAAAGACAGAUGUGAGCCUUUAAUCAUUUUGGUUCCAUGUUUUCCUCUCUUUGGUUGGUUUGGUGCAAUGACAGUGGGUAGUUUUAUGCUAUUUUGCUUUUUCCAUCAUAACAGAGGAACUUCGAAAAUUUACUAUUAGAAAAUACUGAUCUUUCCAUAAAUGAGGCUUCCGAGGUAUGCUAUUUCUUAAAUUUAGUCAUUAUUUCCCUUUAGUGUAAUGAAUGGCGUAAAUUCACUUGAAGUACCUCAUGAAAUGAUCUGCAUUGCACAAGUCAAAAUUGAGCCUUCUUUGGCGGAAAUACUUUUGAUCAGUACAUCCUGAGAAUUUGAAAACUUACUAAGGUUUAAAUUUUACCUUGUUUGAAGAAUUUCCAACUCUUGAGGAAAAUCUAGCUUUCCAGUAACUAAAAUGAACAUGAGAUAAAUCUCUCACGAACAUGCUUUCCCUGAGAAGUGAAACUCUCUUUAGGCCUCAUACCUGUAACCGACACAAGACACUCUAGAGUCCAGAGCAGGUUGUCCAUUUUGCAUAAUCUGAUAUAAGUUGUGUAAAGUCAUUUGUUUUAGGUUUGUGGAUAUUUCCCCUGACUUUUUAAAAAGGAAAACAUGAAUUCAUCACGUUAUUUUGCAUGCCUGAUCUCCCUGUUUUAUCACCGCCCUGUCCCAGGGGUACGCCCUUGUUUGCCAGCACUGAGAUGCAGUUCUCUGGCUUUGGGAGAAGUGGCGAGUGCUCUGUCCUUCAUCCACUCAGCACCUGUUCAUUACUGAAUGCCGCCCCGCGCAGGUCCUGAGGACGCCACAGAGAACAGUCAGCUUCCACCCCCAAGAAUGGCUGUCCUGGGGGAGACAAUGUAAGCCGUCAGCCCUCCCUGCUUAGUGGGUUUUAGGGUUUGUUUGUUUUUUGGUUUUGUUUUUACAUCCCACCCCCCAACCCAGGCAUAAUGAGGCAUGUCUUACUCACUGUUAUGCAAUGGACUUAUACAAAAAUUCACUAUUAGUGUCAGCCACACAAUUUUUUUUAAUGCAGUAUAUUCACCUGUAAAUAGUUUGUGUAAAAUUUGACAGAAAAGUAUAUUUACUACACUGUAAAUACAUGUGAUGAUAUAUUGUAUUAUUUUGCUUUUUUGUAAAGCAGUUAGUUGCUGUACAUGGAUAACAAACAAAAAUUUGACUAUUCUCAUGUUAGUAUUGUUAACUUCCUGCGACUGCGUUACAUCCUUUAAAGAAAAUGCUGUGUAUUGUAAACUUACAUUGUAUAUGAUAACUUCCUCUCUUUUCCAUUUGGGCCCAAACUUUGGCAGUUCCCUUGUCUACAGCCUUGUUAAUAUUGUAAGCAGUUGUACGCCAGCAGGAGGAAUACUGCCCUACAGACAAAAUCCACCAUUGUAGGGGAGAAUUGUAGAAAUCCAUUUCAGAUCAUUGUUGUUCCCAUCCCAUUUUUUCCUCCCUGUGUAUGUAUUCCUCCCCCUUUUUUAAGUAAACUGUAAAUUCAAUCGGC